This is a messenger RNA of Drosophila willistoni, 1145 nucleotides long. RefSeq lists its product as uncharacterized. The transcript is spliced from 2 exons. The record is from RefSeq and is a predicted model, not a curated record. Lineage: Eukaryota; Metazoa; Arthropoda; Insecta; Diptera; Drosophilidae. Bases 83 to 964 code for a protein of 293 amino acids.
UUUGUAAACAUACGAUAAUUGGAAAAUAUCGCUCAAUAGAAGAAUCUUUCGUUAAUCUUGGUGAAAAAUUUCUUUACACAAAAUGUCCGUUUGCAAAGAAUUAUUAUUAUGCGAACUAUGUCUGACAAAUCGUGCAUUGAAGGAGCCCAUUAUCGUCCCUACAUUUCAAAGCGAUUUCCAUAAUUUCUUGCAGCAGCUUUUUGAGAAUUUUAAUAUCGAUGUUCCCGUCAAUGAGAUUCAAGCCAGGAUGUGUCCGAAAUGUGCAGCCAAGAUACUUACCAUGUGCGAGGAUCUUGAGUCAUGGCGUGCGGCUCAAAGCAAACGCGCAUCAUUAACAAAUCAAGAAGUCUUUGAAACUGUUGUAGUAAAAAUGGAACCCAUCGAAUCGGAUGAAGAAUUCAUAGACGAUGUUCAGCCGUUUCACGGGGACAUAGAACUGACUGAUGUGAAAUUAGAGUUAAAUGAUGACAAGAAAGACCACAUCAAAACUGAUGACGAGAAUCAGCUAAUCCUUCCAAACUCACUACCUGGGAAUUCAGUUACACCCGGCAUACAUCGACUUCAGUCGAGUGUCGUUUAUAAUGUGCGUCGCUAUAACUGCAAUCAUCCAGGUUGUAUGGCAUCGUUUGCCUACCAUCGAGCCUAUAUGACCCACGUCAAUAAAUGUCAUCUCACGCUCAUGGCUUGUCGCAAAGUACAUAAAAUUUGCCAAACCCAUAUUCGUAUUAGUCCCCGUAAACUCCGUGGCGGGGUUAAGAAUUCUCAUUAUAAUGAUUCUGGCCAAGGUCAUUUUAUUGCGGUGGAUGGAGAAGAGUCGCAAGACACCAUGAAAAAGCACGAUCUUAAGAAUAAAGCAAAACCGAAACAUGAAGUUAAACGAAAGAACUAUGAACUAAAAAGCACUAGUCAGGGGCAGUUUAUUAAUUUAAAUACUGUAAAAACUCUUGAAAAAUGUUCAACAUAGAUACAAAAUAUUCAUUAUUUCAUUAAUAUGCAUGUAUAUAUGUAUGCAUAAUGCCUAAACCCCUGAAAAGGAUUAAGUUUAAGAGCCCACAUUACCAUUAAGUCGAAUAAGCGAUAUCAGAGCCUAUUAGUUCUUCUUCUAUUGACUGUAGAAAUAAAACCAAAACCUUUGUUAAACACCA